Messenger RNA from Dermatophagoides farinae (American house dust mite), 311 nucleotides. RefSeq lists its product as uncharacterized. The record is from RefSeq and is a predicted model, not a curated record. Gene Ontology annotation, cellular component: mitochondrion. NCBI's taxonomy places the organism in Eukaryota, Metazoa, Arthropoda, Arachnida, Sarcoptiformes, Pyroglyphidae. Gene Ontology annotation, biological process: mitochondrial respiratory chain complex IV assembly.
AAUCGAAUGAAUUAAAUUAAAUUAAAUUAAAAUUACAUCUCAGCUAUUUGGAAAGAAAAAAUGUCAUCAUCAAGAUCGAUAAAAAUUGCCAAAUUGUUUUUGGCCAUAUCGAUAAUCGGAUCAUUAGCAUUGAUAUUGAAUGUACAUCAACAACAGAUUAUUGAUCGACAACGUUUACAUGAAGGUGUUUUACGUGAUCAAGAACGGCAACGUUAUAAACAAAUGCUUCGUGAUCUUUCCAAUAAUAAUAAUAAAUCAUCAUCAUCACCACCACCAUCGGCUAAUUGAAUUAUGAUUUCUAAUUCAAAUUU